UCCAGGGUGACGAGGCUGCUCCCUCUCCUCCCCCGUGCAGUUAAGCCAGACCCUCCAGAGGGCUUGGUGGUGGAGCCCAUCCCCCUGGCCCCACGGCGGCUCCAUGUGAGCGGGAAGUACCCCUCCUCCUGGCCCAAGGAACCCCACUUCCAGCUUAGGUUUCGGCUCCAGUACCGGCCCAUCAUCCACCGCUCCUGGUCCAUGGUGGAGACGGUGAACCUCUCUGAGGUGAUCACGGAUGCCUUCGCUGGGCUGGAGCACGUGGUCCAAGUCAGUGCCAAGGAUUUCCUGGAUGCAGGGAACUGGAGCGAGUGGAGCGCCGAGGCCCGGGCAACACCGGUCAGAGACCUGGCUACCGCGGCAAGUGAAGAAACCACUACGGAUGCCAGCCUGGAGACCCUGGUCGAGGAGCCCUCCCAGGCGCCCAACCCUGAGCCCAUCAACCACAGUGACCCCCUGGAGAAGACAGCCGUCCUGGUGUCCCUUGGGAUCUUCUCCUUCUUCGUCCUGGCUGCUGUUCUUGUCGUCACCAUCCUCAUCUGGCUCCGGAUGAGGAAACAUGGCAAGGACAAGACCAAACCCCACAACUUCUUGGUUGCUGCCACCCACUUGAAGGCACUGCCGAGUGAGUCAGG
This is a messenger RNA of Eurypyga helias (sunbittern), 635 nucleotides long. RefSeq names its product interleukin-11 receptor subunit alpha-like. The annotation marks the transcript as partial. Gene Ontology annotation, molecular function: protein binding. The transcript is spliced from 5 exons. Lineage: Eukaryota; Metazoa; Chordata; Aves; Eurypygiformes; Eurypygidae. The record is from RefSeq and is a predicted model, not a curated record.